Lachancea sp. 'fantastica' is the source of this 909-nucleotide messenger RNA. Lineage: Eukaryota; Fungi; Ascomycota; Saccharomycetes; Saccharomycetales; Saccharomycetaceae. The record is from the annotation of a GenBank genome assembly.
AUGACCUCAACAGCCACUGUUGCGCAAGUAGCAGCUCAAUUUGCUCUCGGACGUUUUGAAACGCAUGUUAGUGACUCGAGAACAAUUGUCAAUGGAACACGAAAGCCUUUGAUCGUGUAUAUUUCAGGUCCGCAAGGCUCGGGGAAAACGUUCUCCUCUGAAGGUGUCAAACAAAUUCUUCAUGAGACCAGACCCGAGCUGAAGAGUAUUGUCGUUUCCAUUGAUGAUUUCUACCUCACCCACAGUGAUCAGCAGACACUGGCCAAACGUUAUCCCGAAAACGCCAUGCUGCAGGGCCGAGGCUUACCAGGUACCCAUGACAUGCAACUAUUGAAGACGUUUAUGAGUCGACUUUAUGAUAAUACUGGCUUGACACGAAUCCCAGCUUAUGAUAAAUCCCGUUUUGCCGGCGAAGGUGACAGAAUUGAAUCAAGCAAAGAGGUGCAAUUGCCUGUGGAUAUAGUGAUCAUGGAAGGUUGGUUUCUGGGUUUUGAAAGUUUGUCUCAGGAAAAGCUCACUUGUAUGUGCAACAAAGCGUCCAACCAAAUUGGAAAUGUCCUAAGUGUGCAUCCAUUGGAUCACUACACCGUAAUCAACGCAUAUUUGAAGUCUUACGCUGAUCUGCUAUGGGAUGAUGCAAAACAGUUCUCGGUAGGGGUCGUAAUCGCAGCAGAUGUCGAAAAUGUUUAUGCCUGGCGCCAGGAACAGGAGACUGCUUUGAUAGCGAAAACAGGCCACGGCAUGAGCCAAGAGCAGGUGAGGGCCUUCAUUUUGCGAUACAUGCCCUGUUACGAGUUAUACUACCCCACACUGAAGACCAAAGGUAAGCUGGGAAACUCUGGAACGUUUGUUGUAAGCAUAAAUAAACAACGGGCCGUGAUUAACGUAGAACAAAGACAAACGGAUUGA